Messenger RNA from Anopheles coustani, 1140 nucleotides. RefSeq lists its product as uncharacterized. NCBI's taxonomy places the organism in Eukaryota, Metazoa, Arthropoda, Insecta, Diptera, Culicidae. The record is from RefSeq and is a predicted model, not a curated record. The transcript has 2 exons. The coding region runs from base 1 to 1140 and encodes 379 amino acids.
AUGGAGGACGAAACCCCGAGGAGGACUCUUAGAUCAAGGACCGCGAAAGGGGAGGCUCCCGAAGAUAAGCUGGAGGAAGAGCCGGGGCGAGUUCUUGAUCGGGCACUCCGGAGUCGCUCGGCUUCGGUGAGCUCUUGCCAGCAUUCUAAAGAGGAACGCUCGUUUUUCGGGAAAAUAGGAGACAGACUUGGGGUGCUCUUGGGACCACUGCCACUGGACCCGGUAUCGGCCUCCCCGUCGGGGCACUCAGUCAACAAUCGAUCGGCCGAUGUAACGAUUGAUAUUGAAAGCAGCGACGAGGAGACUUCGGAGCAUUCGAUUGCAACGCCAAAGCCAACGAGCGCAUCACUAUCGUCAGCAGCGGCAUCACCAUCACCACCGCCGGCUACGCCGAUCUCUACAUUAGUAAUCGGGCGCACGAUGGCGAUGGACGAGGGUCGAACUACCCCAGAGAGAGAUGGUCUCGUUGAACAGGGCGCAUCGGCCCACCUGGCAGCAUCAUCGGCCGAACCUGAAGCCCACAGAGGGCAGGAUUCAGGGGUGAUGGCAGACAUGCUGGCCGUCAUGCGGGAGGAGUCAUCGCGGAACGCGACGGUCAUCGCUGAACUGCGGGAGAUGCUCAAGGAGUUGCGAGAUGACAACCGUGAGCUCCGGACCCAGGUUAGCGUCCUCACCCAGCAGCUGGCGACCAUGAAAAAUGAGCAGAACGAGCAACUGGCGCAGACCAUUAAACAAGGUGCUGCAACAAUCAACAACCUGCCUCGCCGCAAAGCAACCAGCAGCCAGCAGAAGAAGGAGAAGCCGGCUCCGAAAGAAAAGCCUCAAAGGAGCCAGCAAAUAGAUCCGCAGCAGCAGUCGAAGCCUCGGCGGCGGGAGAACCCGGAUCAGCAGCGGCAGCGGUCAAAGCAGCAGCAGCAUCCGCAUGGGCAGCAGGGUCGGCAGCAGCAGCAUGAGAAGCGGCAGCAGCAGCAGGAAGAUGGGUUUACGAUGGUUGGCAAGAAAGGCCGCCCGGUUGAUAACAAACAAGGGCAUGACCAACACACCAACCAAGAAAAACCCCAGGUCAACAAAGGCAGGAGAAUUGACCAUCAGAGUGCUCCGAAGGAAAAGCAGAGCUUCGCCAGUGUAGUAGAAGUUUGA